AUGGAAGAGCCUGAUCCAAAGGGCGGUUCGGCUGACAGGGGCACGCUCACCCUUGAGCAGCCAACCCUCGUCUUCUCCUGGCACGUUCCCUCUUCUAUGUCCCUUUCGGGAGACAACAGGGACGCUCAGCUGGGCCUAGGCGACUUUAGACGCUACGCGCAACCGCAGCCACUCCAGGAACUGAAAGGCAAGCAGCCGACAGUGGUGUCGGCCAGUGGCAACCUGUCGGCCGCAAUCACAAAAUCGGGUGAGACGUACAUAUGGGGCAAGUGCGGUCGGCUCUUUCACGGCGGCUGCGGGGACGAGCACCGGAGCAUGCCCACACUACACCCGGAGCUCUCCAAGCUCAACUUGAAGAGCAUUGCGUGCGGCUUGGGAUUCGUCGUGGGCUUGACAGAGGACGGAGAGGUGCGGGCUGUUGGCUCUGGGCAAAUGGGGUGCCUCGGCUAUGGCCUCACAAAGGCUAGCGAUGUACCAGUUGAGGCGAGAAUCAGCGAGCCAGUGUCGAGCAUCGCCGCCAGCGAGCAUUUUGUCCUCGCGCUCACCGAGGGCGGCAACGUCUAUUCGUGGGGCGGGAGCGGCGCACGACUCGGCCACGGCGACGAUCUGACCGUAAAGCUCGUGCCCCAUAAGCUGUUCACGUGGGGCGUGAACAAGGACGGCCAGCUGGGCUAUGGCAACGAGGAAGACUGCAGCACGCCGCGACUGGUCCGCUUUCCCGCCCGACAGCGUGUGGCCGAGAUCGCGUGCGGCGGCGAGCACAUGCUCUGCAUUACUAUCGGCGACAAAGGCACCAGGACGCUCUACAGCUGGGGCAACAAUAAAGUGGGGCAGCUGGGUCUUGGCGAUACCACCGCACGAAACGAACCCACUGUGGUCGAGGCCCUGCGGGGGAGAGGCGUGACCAAAAUCGGCGCCGGCUGGAAUUUCUCCUUUGUCACAACGGAUGAGGGAGAGCUGUUGGCGUUUGGCGAGGGCGACAGCGGCCAACUGGGGAUUGCGAAGCCCUGCAAGGAGCUGAAGCCCGUGCGGGUCACGCGCUUCGGCAAGCGGAAGAUGCUCCAAAUCGCCCCUGGCCGCGUCCACACGCUUCUCCUGACAGAAGGCGAGGCGCAAGUGGACGAAGAGGAGGAGGACGAACAAGAUGUCGACCACUGGGAAGUGGAGGCCAUCCGCGAAGUGCGCCGCGGUGUGGGCCAACUCGAGUACCUGGUGAAAUGGCUGGGGUACCCCGAGAAUCAGAACACAUGGGAGCCCAAGAGCAACCUCACGCACUGUCCCGAGCUCAUCCACGAUUUCGAGGUCCAUCAGCUCAACAAGAAGCUGCAGGCCCAACGAGAGGAGGAGGAGGAGCUGAAGCGCAUCAACGAGAAGCGGCUUGCCAAGAAGCUACACAACCCCGAAUCGAUCCUCAGUGACCGCAAGUUCAGGGGAGCCGUGCAAUACCAGGUGAAGUGGCCGGACGCCCAAGCGAUAUGGGUGGCGGAGAAGGACCUGGACGCGCCCGCGCUGAUCCGGGACUACAAAGCGCGUAAGGCCCAGCAGCGGCAGCGGGCAGAGAUCCUAGCUGACCACGACGACUCCGACCACGAGCUCGACGGCUUCAACUUCCCCGGGGCCGACGGCGAAAAAGAAAAGGAGAAAGAAAAGGAAAGAGAGAAGGAGGAAAAGGAUAACGACGCGAUGGUGAUCGACAAGAAGAAAGAGAAGGCGGAAAAGAAGAAGGAGGAGGAGGAGAAGAAGACGAACGAAGCCAAGGAGAAAGAAGAUGAAGAAGAUGAUAUUCUGAUGGUGAGGGAGCUGACGACGCCCAAGAGAAAGCCGCGAAGGGUGGUCCCCGAAUCGCCACUGGACGAACUCCUCAACUCUGACGAUGGCGGCGAAGAAAAAGAAAAAGAAAUGGAAGAAGAGGAGGAAGUGGAGACGACGACGAAGAAACGAAAGCGGUUGAGCAAGGGCAAGCGGACGACGAUGACGACCGGCAGGAAGAAGAAGCAGAAGAAGCAGAAGAAGCAGAAGAAGACGAAGAAGAAGCAGAGCACUUCGGAAGAGGAGGAGGUGGUGGAAGAUGUGGAGCUGGACGAGGAGGAGACGAAGGAGCUGCUCAAGGAGGCGGCCUUCGUCAUCCACGGGGACGACAAGGAAAAGAAGCGGCGCAAGGAAAAGGAGCUCGCCCUCAAGAUGCACAAGUUGUCGUCGAUUGUCCAAUGGAUCGGCAAGCCCAUAUUGCCGCCUAAGCGCAGGGGCACCAGUGGCAAAACUUUCUAUCGCGGGUUCGUGUUCGCUGGAACGACCUACCGAGUGGGCGAUUGUGUGACCCUGCGGCCAGAAGACGAGGCCGAUGACUGGUACGCCAUCAUCGACGAGCUCUACGAGACACGAACGGGCCAACUUGAGAUGCGCGGCUCGUGGCUGUACCGCCCACAGGACGUGCCCGAGGAACUGGUGGACGACCUCCACGUCAAAGAGCUGUGUUUGAGCAACCACAUUGAUCCCAACCCGGUCAACUCCAUCUCUCGCAGGAUUCUCGUCCUCAGCAAGGAGGAGUUUCUCCCGAUAGAGAAGAAGACGCGGCAGGAGCUCGAGGCACAGUUUCCCGACCUCGCUACUCCCGCUCUCAACAAGAAAAUCAAGUCGCGCUUGGCGAGCCUCUUCUUUGUCGAGAAGAAGUUGGAUGUGAACGCGCAGACGCUCAAGCCCUGCAAACCUCCCGGCAUUGCGAUGGUCCAUCACUCACAAAACCCCAAAAAAACAAAACCAAAACAAAAACAGAAGCAAACGAUGAGUGUAGAGGAGGCCCUGAAGCAAGGAGAAGGCAACGUGCGCGAAGAGAAAAGGCGGAGAAAGGGCAAGGAAAAGAUACCGAGCGAUGAAGAGGAAGAAGAGGAAGAAGUGGAAGAGGAAGAAGAGGAAGAGGAAGAAGAUGAGAAAGAGUACAAGGCCGAUCCAGAGGAAGAUGACGAGGACGACGUCCUCGAGGUCGACAUCAACCUCACGCCCAAGCCUAGUACGCGCUCGUCGUCGUCGUCUUCAUCGUCUUCUUCAUCAUCAUCGUCGUCAUCAUCGUCGGUCAACCCGAUCAGCAUCACCCGCAAGACGAGGGCCGCGGCCACCAAGGCAGCAUCCCCGAAGAAAGCGAAAGCGGCGGCCAAGAAAAGCGAAAGCGACGACGAAAUGGAGGAAGAGGAAGUCGUGACGCCGCCGAGAACAAGAGGCCGCAAGAAGCGACCCGCGUCCGAGGGUACUGCGGCGGUGGUGCUCGACGAAGACGAAGACGAAGACGAGGCGGAGCGGAGCCUCCGGCGGCCAAGCGGCAGCGGCGCGGAACGCGGGAAGAAGGCCGCGGCUGCGGCGCAGAGGAAGCCGAAGACGAAGUCGCAGAAGAUAAAGAAGAAGGAGAAGAAGACGAGGAAGGAGCAAGUAGAUGAGGAAGAGGAAGAGGAAGAGAAGGAGGUGCGCGAGGAGGACUGGGGCCUGCAGGCCAUCGACGAGAUCAUGACGACCCCUCUGCAGAAGACGACGACGCCUGAAAAAAAGAAAAUGAAGAAGAAGGAGGAGGCGACAGCGACGGCGCCGGCGCCGGCGCUCCCUCGUGCGAUCAUCGUUAGCAUCGCGACGCCGGCGGUGGCCGAGCAAGACGCGAAGAAGCCGCAGGAAAUGGAGAAGAAAGCGACGAAGGAAAAGCCAAAGGAAACGGAGGAGAAAAAGGAAGAGAAGGAGGAGGAGAAAAAGGAGGAAGAGGAGGUCCAGAACAGCCCCGACCUGUUCCCUCAGCUGCAGCCGCAACCGUUGGCGGAGACGACGGCCAUGGCGACGACGACGACGGAGCCCGAGGCCAGCCAACAAGGUCAGCAGCUGAUAGAGGCCGCCGGGCGCGGGGAUGUUGAGGAGGUCAGCCGCCUGCUGCAGCUGAGGGCCGAUGUGACCGUCGUCAACAGGCACGGCCACACCGCGCUCAUGAUAGCGGCGGCGAGGAAUCACGUCGAAGUGCUGCGCGUGCUGCUCGCUCUGCCGCAUCCACAAUUGGACGCCCGCGCCAAUCUGGGCCUCACCGCGCUGCACUACGCGGCCGGCAACGGAGCCGCCGAGGCUCUCCAGCUCUUGCUCAACCACGGCGCGCGAUAUCAGAUGAAGGACCUGCGCCAGCGCACGCCGCACUACUUGGCCCAGCACAACAACCACGCCCAGUGCGCCGCCAUCCUCGAGGCGCACAGGGCCAGGCGCAUCGCAGAGCUCCAAAAGCAAGCCGAGAGCCCUUCCUCCUGA
Molecule: messenger RNA, 4266 nt
Organism: Acanthamoeba castellanii str. Neff
Lineage: Eukaryota; Discosea; Longamoebia; Acanthamoebidae
Product: chromo' (CHRromatin Organization MOdifier) domain containing protein
Exons: 30
Coding region: 1-4266 (1421 amino acids)
Molecular function (GO): protein binding; chromatin binding
Source: RefSeq, a predicted model, not a curated record